AUGAAACAAGAACUUGAAACUAUCACGCAAUUUUUCGGAUUUUUUUGCGGAAAUCAAUUGCCUCCGAAUCUGACGGACACUCUCGGAACAGCGGAGUGUCGUUGCGAAUGUCUAAGUCGCCAAAAAUCGAUUCGGUGUGAAUACAAAAUUAUGAAGGAAAAUAGUAAUAAAUUAGAAACGGUACAUGGCACAAUGAAAGCAAAGGGAGACGGAUCAGACGAGAAACCACAGAAAAAUCGAUGGGAUAGGAGACGGAAACGGGUGGAAACGUGA
Caenorhabditis briggsae is the source of this 273-nucleotide messenger RNA. NCBI's taxonomy places the organism in Eukaryota, Metazoa, Nematoda, Chromadorea, Rhabditida, Rhabditidae. The record is from RefSeq and is a predicted model, not a curated record. The transcript has 2 exons. Bases 1 to 273 code for a protein of 90 amino acids.